Zasmidium cellare ATCC 36951 is the source of this 1698-nucleotide messenger RNA. RefSeq lists its product as uncharacterized. NCBI's taxonomy places the organism in Eukaryota, Fungi, Ascomycota, Dothideomycetes, Mycosphaerellales, Mycosphaerellaceae. Bases 1 to 1698 code for a protein of 565 amino acids. The record is from RefSeq and is a predicted model, not a curated record. The transcript is spliced from 8 exons.
AUGCGCAAGUUACAAAGCUACUAUGAUGGAGCACUGCUACAGAUGUUCGAGAGCCUCGCAUCGUUCCCUAUCGGAUGGGACUAUUUUCGUUUUGGCCGACUGUCUCUAGCUAUACAAGUAAACUGCGAGGAGGCUUGCUCUAAUGGCCUACAUGAGCUCCUACCAAGCAAGAAGCCACGAACGAAGGCGGUCUCGAACAGCCUACGAUCUUCUCUUGGAUACUACUUCAAUGGUCCCACAGACCAAUUCCCGAUGAGUGAUUCAGGCCAAGUCGCACACGAUGCCCUAUCACUAGGGUUUUGGUCCGAGAGGAUAGAGACUACUGCUCGAAGAAGGACGAAUUCUGUCAACUUCGAUCUCGUCUCCUCGGAACCUCCAACAUUGAGCACAAAUGACAAGGAUCUUCCCAAGAAAGAGAGGUCUAACCGACCAUUUGAACGGUCUUAUCAUCGAAACCGCGGCUUCAUCGUUUUGGAAAACAUGGUGGCAACUUUCCCUUACGAGCCCGGAGCGUUUGCUUCGCUCUUUGCAGUAACGAGGGAUACCAUCCCUUUAGAUCCUUUGGAGGUUCCGUCUGAACCGACUCUUCAAGAAAAGGUAUUGGAUCAGGAUGGUGGAAUCUCGUUGCGACCGCCAUCAUCCAAUUACGAUCGUUCGAUCCGCUCUCCUUCUACAAGAUCGGAAAUACGACCGAAGACUUCUGGUCCAGAGGAAGGAUGGAAUGAGCAUGACUUUUCCAAUAUACAGAUGUAUCCAAUUGGUUCCGCUGGCUGCUCAUCUAUCGAACAGCCGACCCUGCAGCAUAUCGACACCUGCAUGACCAUCCAGGGACUUAACAAUGAGAGAUUCAGACCGGUGGGGCCCCUGGAUCACGACUUGAUCAAAGACCUCCAAGUAAAUGGAUCUCACGACGACGCAACAUUGAAAUCCAGCUACCUUGGCGGUGAAGCCAAAUCGCAAGCUGGCUCCGAGGAAGGAAAUGAUAAUGACUACAUGGAUACUUUGGAAGAAAGCGACCAGAAUGCCGAUGAAUACAUUACGAGGGCGCAACAGAUAAAUGCCAAAGAUGUCGAUAUUUCACACCGUCAUGCAUCUGACGAUCAACGGCCGGACCCUGAACAACAAAUCCGCGAUAGCGCUGAGAUAGCUGGCGCAGUUUAUGAGGGACGCUUGGAUACAGGCUCUUCUCAAAUGACACGUCAUGUCUUCGAGCCGGACCAAGUGGCACACCUCGGACUCAGUCCUGUGGACCAAUUCCCGGAGCGUGCCACAGAUGUUGCAGGAAAGACAUCUCACAAAGAUGGAAGGACUGCAUGGGGCGGAAGAUCGAACCUAGGUAUCGAGUUGGAGCAUCUUAGCUCCGAGACAGGUCCCGAUCAGCCUGGUCAGUCGAACGCCCAAAUCACCCUAACUUCUAAACACAAGACCGUGUUUCUGGGACCUAUGGUUGAGACAUCUAAUGAUUUCAAAUCGAAUCAAACAGCAGUGGCGACAAGAUUCAGUGUAUUGCUUUCGUUCGAAAUCCCAGCGAGCUUCUCGUCGAACUCCUCCGGAAGCCAGACAUCGAUCUUGCUGCAUCGGAAUCUGCUAAUCGCUCGCCAACCUACGCAAACAUCACGCCAAGGCAAACUUGCUCCUCGCUUGAGUUACCUAGAUGAACUCUCUGCACAGCUUGCCUCGGGAACAUGCUGCUUUUGA